AUGAACACCGACAGUCAAGAGGGUGUGCAUGAUCUUCCCUCUGCGGACGAAUGCAUGCGGUUGUGUGCUACGUUUAUCGAGUUUACGGAGACUGACAAGGCUCUGGCAAUGCUAUUUCUUCAAAAUAAUUCAUGGGACCUUGAAGUAAUUUUGAGAAGAUUCUGCCUAAAACCUCAUGUUGAGCGUCGAGACCCCGAGCAAAUGUCGUCGGAACCCGUUAUCGAUCUAACGUCGGACAACGAGGAUGUCGCAGAGGAUGAAAUGUCGGUUGACCAGCAACACGCACACCUGUUCCGUCUGCUUUCUUGGAACAUCGACGGUUUGAGCACUAAGUCCAGAGAAUUCAGGACACCAUCUGUUGUCUCACUGAUCAAAAGGGAAAAAUUUCACGUUGUUGGUCUGCAAGAAGUUGUGCGGGAGAGUUUAGCUAACCUGAAGAAGCAACUGGACGGUCUGUAUGACAUCUUCCACCCCGAGGACAUCGAGUUGAGGGACUACUUCCCGGUCAUCUGCGUCCUCAAGCACCCUGGACUGACUGUUGUCGUCAAUUCUUUCAGGGUGACACCAUUCCCAGGAUCGGUCAUGCAACGGAUUUUGUUGACUCUCGACGUCGUCAUCCACCCUCACGUCCUUCUCUCGACCAAUAAGAAUGCAGUGUUAUGUCCACCGAUUCGCGUGAGGGUGUGGACCUCUCAUUUGGAGAGCUGUGCAAACUUUGCCAAAGAACGUAAAAACCAGCUCAAGCAAGCUUGGAAUGCAAUGCAGGCUGAGAUUUCCCCAAACGCAGGAAAUGCAGCAGCGCCCACUUGUGGCAUUUUUUGUGGUGAUUUGAACCUUCGUGAUAAGGAGAUUCACCAAUUGGGAGGUUUGCCGCCCGGAAUGGUUGACGUUUGGGAGACCUGCGGUGCUCGUCCUGAAGCCAAGGCAACUUGGGAUCCACGGAGGAAUCCCAAUUUGAGUCUGGACAACCCAGAGUCGUCGUUUUCGGCAACCCCCAAGCGGGCUGCCUACGGGAUGCGAUUCGACCGAAUGUACUUACUUGGUGGGGGCCCUGGGCGCCUGAAGCCAGUCGACUUUGAGCUUCGUGGUCUUGAGCGUGUUCCCGGUCGCUCACACUUCCCCUCCGACCAUUGGGCCAUCCUCGGGCACUUUGAUAUUGUUCCUCCAUAG
Mesocestoides corti is the source of this 1170-nucleotide messenger RNA. Lineage: Eukaryota; Metazoa; Platyhelminthes; Cestoda; Cyclophyllidea; Mesocestoididae. The record is from the annotation of a GenBank genome assembly.